GUCCUGCACACACAUCGUCGGUUGUAACCUGUCGACCUGUUACACAGCGAACACAUCUUUAACUACCACCCUCAUCGAGAAACAACGUUCGCGGCAUCUCGGAAGACCUCUCUGGAGACCCCUCUGCAUCACCGCCCUUCCUGUCUCCCCAGAGGCUACUUCUACAGAGCAUCAUAAAUCCUCUCAAAACUCCUAAUUCCAAAGAAGUGAUAACAUUUCUCUGAACAAGAAAAGAAGUGACUAAUCUCGUACUAAAAAUUUUCUGACACUAGUCCUGUGUUUUUCUUCCCUCCCUUAAUUUGAAGAACUAUGGAGAAAUGGUACUUGAUGACAGUAGUGGUCUUAAUAGGACUAACAGUACGGUGGACAGUUUCUCUUAAUUCUUAUUCAGGUGCUGGAAAACCCCCUAUGUUUGGUGAUUAUGAAGCUCAGAGACACUGGCAAGAAAUUACUUUUAAUUUGCCCAUCAAACAAUGGUAUUUUAACAGCAGUGAUAACAAUUUACAGUACUGGGGAUUGGAUUACCCACCUCUUACAGCUUAUCAUAGUCUCUUAUGUGCAUAUGUGGCAAAGUUUAUAAAUCCAGACUGGAUUGCUCUCCAUACAUCACGUGGAUAUGAAAGUGAGACACAUAAGCUCUUCAUGCGUACAACAGUUUUAGUUGCUGAUUUGCUGAUUUACAUACCUGCAGUGGUUUUGUACUGUGGUUAUUUGAAAGAGAUCUCUACUAAGAAAAAGAUUGCUAAUGCAUUAUGCAUACUGCUGUAUCCAGGCCUUAUUCUUAUCGACUAUGGACAUUUUCAGAACACAUAUAAUUCUGUGAGUCUUGGCUUUGCUUUGUGGGGUAUUCUUGGAGUAUCUUGUGACUGGGACCUGCUGGGAUCGUUGGCAUUUUGCUUAGCUAUAAAUUACAAACAGAUGGAACUUUACCAUUCCUUGCCAUUUUUUUGCUUUCUGCUUGGCAAGUGUUUUCAAAAAGGCCUCAAAGGAAAGGGGUUUGUUUUGCUAAUUAAGCUAGCUUGUACUGUGGUGGCUUCCUUCACUCUCUGCUGGCUACCAUUCUUCACAGAAAGAGAACAAAGCCUGCAGGUCCUAAGAAGACUCUUCCCGGUUGAUCGUGGAUUAUUUGAGGAUAAAGUAGCCAACAUUUGGUGCAGCUUCAGUGUCAUCCUGAAGAUUAAGGAUAUUUUGCCACAUCACAUCCAGCUAAUAAUCAGCUUUUUCUUUACAUUUUUGAGCCUGCUUCCUGCAUGUAUAAAAUUACUACUUCAGCCCUCUCCCAAAGGAUUCAGAUUUACACUGGUUAGCUGUGCACUAUCAUUCUUUUUAUUUUCUUUCCAAGUACAUGAAAAGUCCAUUCUCCUGGUAUCAUUACCAGUCUGCUUAGUUUUAAAUGAAAUUCCUUUUAUGUCUACUUGGUUUUUACUUGUGUCAACAUUUAGUAUGCUGCCUCUUCUACUGAAGGAUGAGCUCCUGGUGCCCUCGGUUGUGACAGUGGUGGCAUUUUUCGUAGCUUGUGCAACUUCCUUUUCAAUAUUUGAAAAGACUUCUGAAGAAGAGCUGCAGUUGAAAUCCUUUUCCAGUUCUGUUAGGAAAUAUCUUCCACGUUUUACAUUUCUUCCCAGAAUUAUACAAUGUUUGUUUUUUAUCUCAGUAAUCACUAUGGUGCUUCUGACGUCAAUAACUGCUACACUGGAUCCUCCUCAGAAAUUGCCAGACUUAUUUUCUGUGCUGGUGUGCUUUGUGUCCUGCUUGAAUUUCCUGUUUUUCUGGGUGUACUUUAACAUUAUAAUCAUGUGGGAUUCCAAAGAUGCAAGAAACCAGAAGAAAACCAACUAGCUGUAUUCCCAAGCAAAUGUGAAAAUGUGGACAGUGCUGAAAGGCUGUGUGAACUUCUUGCUACGUGUACCCGAAAUGAUCAUUCUGAGCCCCGUGGAACUCCAGGAAGGAAACGGUGGCAAGUCCUAAUUGUCUACACAGAAUAAAUGCAUGUGGGAGCUGAAGGCCAGUGGCGGCUUUUGUGUUCUAAGUGUGGCUUGGCCAAAACAUGUUGUAAUAUUGUAGUAAGUAUUCGCAGCUAUUCAGGUGGGAAAAAUAGAAAAAUGUUUGAGAAUUAAACAAUGUGGUUUUUUAAAAAGAGAAA
Messenger RNA from Carlito syrichta (Philippine tarsier), 2143 nucleotides. It is a transcript of the gene ALG6, whose product is annotated as ALG6, alpha-1,3-glucosyltransferase. The transcript is spliced from 15 exons. Gene Ontology annotation, biological process: protein N-linked glycosylation. Gene Ontology annotation, cellular component: endoplasmic reticulum membrane. The record is from RefSeq and is a predicted model, not a curated record. Lineage: Eukaryota; Metazoa; Chordata; Mammalia; Primates; Tarsiidae. The coding region runs from base 310 to 1839 and encodes 509 amino acids. Gene Ontology annotation, molecular function: dolichyl pyrophosphate Man9GlcNAc2 alpha-1,3-glucosyltransferase activity.